AGCGUAACAUCGUAUCACAGAGGAUAUCCAGUAUCUACUCUGUGAUCGUAUGUUUCUCACCGUAAAAUGUCGGACAUGUUUGUAUGCGAAGUUGUUUUUAGUUGAAAAUAAGAAAAGAGGUUUAGCACGGUUAAUAGAUAUUAGAUGAGGGCAAAUUACCAAGUACUGAGAGAAGUUACUAUAAAAUGGCAAAUUCGUUUCCUUUGGUGUUAGAUCGCGUUUGUCGUCCAACAACUUUAAAUUUUUGCAUUCGUGCAUUGUGCUUGUUCAUCGUAGGCAUAUCAAUCUCUUGCGUUUUGAAUGUUAUGUUAAUUUUACCUGAGUUACGGCGCAAAGUUGUGUACGAAAGAGAUCUUUUGGAGAGACUUUAUGCAACGAUGUGGUGGUUUGCGCCUUCAUGUGGACUCGCAUCAUCUUUAAUCGGAUUGAUCUACCCAUGUAUGGACUCACGUUUAGGCGAGCCACAUCAUCUCAGAACUGAAUGGUCUAGUGUUGUACGUUGUAGUGCUGUCUUUAUCGGAAUAAUCCAUGCUGUUGUCGUAUCCUUUGAAAUUAAUAAAUUAUUUGAUAUUUUCUAUUUCUAUAACCCAGUUAUUCAAGGUCCUUUUAUACUAUAUUCAAGACAUUUUUUUAAUAUUUUAAUAAUUAGCCUUGAUUUUAUAUUUAAUUAUUUUAGCACUAAACGUUGCACAAAAUAGCAAUUAGUAUUUUUUAUGACAGCAGUGGCGACUAUAUCAUGCUAAAUAUUUUGAGUGCCAGAGGUGCGAGCAAUCUAGGAAGGUCGGCAGCAUGCUCCCCAUGGCUGGAUUUUGAGGGGAGGUGCGGUGCUUCCCUGAUAUUGUUUUCCACCUCCCCUGAGAUUUUUGCACCUCCCCUGAAAAGUCAUGCAUGUCCCUUUGGGAAAGGUUAUAUGAGUGAUCAAAGUGAAAAUUUGACAAAUUUUUAAGUGUUGCCAAUAGCUAGGGUGUACACUUGGUGGUUAAAGUGCCUAUCACAUGAAAUUUCACCCCAAAGGUUUAUGGUUGCAUUGUAAAGAUCACUUAAAAUGACUUUUAUAGAAUUUUGGUAACUUGCUGCCUUUUUAAGAUAUUGAACUGUGUUUCAUUUAACAAAUAUAAAACAUUUUCCGUGUUGAUAUACAGUUAUAUCAACACGAGUGGAAAUUGGGAAAACGAGAAAUUGUGUGGAAACACGACGCCCGAAGGGCGGAGUGUUUUCACACAAUUUCGAGUUUUCCCAACUUCCACGAGUGUUGAUAUAACUAUAUAUCAAUACGGAAAAAAUGUUUUAUAUUUGUUUUAUAAUAUAGCAAUGUUAAAAGCCCGAAGAAUAAGAACAAUUUCCGUGUUACAAGCGGCGGAAAAUUUCCCGUGUUGACAUGGAGUUAUAUCAACACGGCUCUUAGCCAAUCAGCGUUCAGAAUUUACAAAUGCUAUAUUAUAAAUGCAAAUAUCACCGGUGUGACAUCACAUCACAUAAUGAGUUUUCAGAAAAGUAUAGUUUUCUUGACGAAUAUGUAUCUAAAAAACUUAAAAAUUACCCUUGUAUAUGUAUUAAUUUCAUUACUGGUAAUUAACCCUUUGUUUUGUAAAAAUAUUUUAUCAAGGUAAAAUAUUGCAUUUUCAAAAUGUCAUGCAAUGUGAUGUCACACCGGUGAUAUUUGCAUAUGAAACAAAGUUGAAUAUCUUGCAAAGGAACAAAUUACCAAAAUUCUAUAAAAGAAAUUAAUAAUUAUUAAGUCAUUUUAAGUGAUCUUUACAAUGCAAUCAUAAACAUUUGGGGUGAAAUUUUAUGUCAUAGGCACUUUAAUUAAAGAUUAUUGUUCCUUGACAGUUUCAACAGAAAUUACGAUUUGAAAGUGAUAUCCACCUGUUUAUCACUGUUGCUGCAUUCUCAAUUUUAUUGUGGUGGUACUUUGAUCGAUCAAAAAAUGGCUUUGGACUUGCACUUUUUGUAGCAAUUUUUGCAACAACCAGUGUAUGGUUUCUGGGCUCGCACAGUGUGUACAGGUAGGAAUUAGCAAAAUGCAAAUUCAUUAUUUUUAUAUUUUAUUUCAAAAGGUUUUUAUGCUAAUAAUAUCCAUAAAAAUGUUUCUCGACUGUGAUUGGUUAAUUUCAGUGCAGUUAAUCUCGAACAGUGCAAAAUCUAUAACAGUAGUGCAAAAAUCUAUAACAAACAGUAACAGAUCUGAUUGGUGGGAAAAACAAUGAGAUCUAACAUCAACCAGUCAGCUUAAAGCAGUUGUCAACUAACGUUCACAGAUUGCUUCAAAACAAUUAAUAAAAACAAACAUGGCGACUGUGCUACAUAAGUGAAAGUUAGAUAGAAAAUAUGGCAUCUAGCUUUUUUUGAAAGACUUUACCUCAGACAAGACUAACAAAACUUACAUAGUUGAGUGAAAUUUACAAGUGUUAGCAUUGUGUGCGAUAUGAUAUAACAAAGCAGGAAAACUUUGUCAGUGGACAGUUUGCUAUAUUAUGUAAGUUAACCCAUUGAGUGGCAGCACUCUCCACUUGACGAGUAAAAUCGUCUGGCUUUAGACAGAGUAAAAUACUAAAGUAGGGUGCAUCGGGGUGCAUUGCCACUUAAAGGGUUAAGAGAAUGCAAUGGGCACUUUGUUUGGUUAACCCAUUGAGUGGCAGCACUCUCCACUUGACAAGUAAAGUCAUCUGGCAUUAGACAGAGUAAAAUGCUAAAGUAGGGUGCAUCGGUGCAUUGCCACUUAAAAAAAUACAAUUGUCUUGAACAUUUUUGUGUACUGUGUAUUAUUAAUAUGUAAUAGAAUGGUUUCUUGUGAAAUUUGGAUAAAACAUGCACUCGUGAGUUUUUCAAAGACCUCUCGUCUCAUCCUUUGGACUUGUGCUAUUUUGAUGCUCUUUGAAAAACUCAUUUGUUCAUGUUUUACCCAAAUUGCACUUGAAACCAUCCUAUUCCCUAUAUACUGUACUAAUACCAUCUGGCUACUAAUCACAAUGAGCCUAUAAUAUUAGUUGUAUUCGGAUGAUCAGAAAUUUGUUGCCAAUUCAGUCAUUUCAUCAAAUUAUUAAAACCAUAUCGUUGCUACAAUACUGUAGUUUUAAAGUUGUUUUUAUUUUCAUUGGACCAUUCAGUCAAGCUGACACUGGGCUACUCUAUUAAUACCAGACAGUUAAACUUGUCAGUUACUCUUGGAUGUUAAAGAUUAUGCAGACCUCUCUUUUCCCACUACCGUACUGAAAUCCUUGUCAACAAUCAGUUUGUCAACUUGUUAACAACAAUUUUGCUGCCUUUCCUAUUGUUCUAUUAUAGGCAGCCCAGCAAAAUGUGUAAAAAUGCAUUAAACACUUAAAAAUACGUAUAAAGUUCGUCUCAAUUUGCUAUCAAGCGAUUUAUUUGUGUUGCUCAUUAUACAUGCAGAUUCCGAUCUUUACGUACGUAAACAUCGGAAUCUGCAUGUAUAAUGAGCUACACAAAUAAAUCGCUUGAUAGCAAAUUGAGACAAACUUUAUACGUAUUUUUAAGCGUUUAAUGCAUUUUUACACAUUUUGCUGGGCUGCCUAUGGUUCUAUUGAGGCAUUUGGCAUUUAAAACUUAAAAGUAAUGUGUUUGUUUUUAGUUUAUUUUUCAGUGAGAAAAUGGCAUUGGUUAACCAGUUAUGGGUUCCAUGUUUAUUCUUUUCUGGUGGUAUUACAGUGGGCAAGAUUGGACGACAAUUGGCACUGCUUGAGUAUGCACCAGCAAAGAAACAGCAUGCUGAUUGAGACUGUAGAAUAUUAUUGAACCUGUGAAAAUAUUAUAGAACCUGUAAAUAGUCACCAAUCUGCUUAUCGUAUUAAUCACAAUCUCAUCUACAUAUAUUAUCUAGUAUUUUAAUUAACAUCUGACAUUCUGCAAUAUUGCGGUAGGCACGUUACUAAAAUGGGUAGCUGGACUAUCCUGAAGUGUUAUGUGCAAAAUAAUGUCAAAUAUGUACAUUGUGUGGUUCCUUGGAAGAGCAAUAUAGCAGACAUGCACAACAGAAAAUGUCUUUCAUAAAGAUGGUACCUAAACAGAGGGUGGCCAAGUAAGGGAGUUAUAAAAUCGGGAAAUAAUUACUCCACCAUCCAUUAACCCAUUUUAACCCAUUGCAGCUUAAUGAGUUGAAAGCAAGGCAAACAGUGGUCUUGACUGUUGCCAGAAUUUAGAUGAAAGAAUGACAUUGAAAUAUUUUAUUCAUUUAUUAACAAAAUACGACAAGGAAAAAACUAAGAAUUGGAGCACUACAAUUUUCAAUCCAAAUAAUAACAGGCCAAUCCAGUGUCAGUGAAUAUUAACCCUUUAGAGACCAUUCAUUUUUAUCAGGAGGGUACCCAAUGUGCCCUGUGGUACCCUAUCUUUUUAUUUUACUCUAAUUCCAGAUUACAGUAUUUUAUUCUGUCUAACACCAGAUGAUUUUACUUGUCAUGGGAAGUGCUUGCCACUUUGGGGUUAAUGGUGUGUAUGUUUAAUCCAUUGAGCGCUGGUGCUUUCCCUUUGGUGAGUAAAAUCAUCUGGUGUUAGACAGAGUAAGAGAGUCUGGCAUUAGACUGAAUAAAUAAUAAAGUAGGGGCACAUUAGGGUGCAAUGCAACUUAAUGGGCUAAUUGAACAAUUCUGUUUUACUGUCCACUUCAGUGUCUUUGGUUGCCAUCUUUUUGAAAAGUGUCUUUAUCAAUUAUAUAGAUUGUGUGUGUGUAUAUAUAUAUAUAUAUAUACGAUUUUUAUUAUUGAUCAUAUGUUUAACAAUAUCCUUAUAUGCAUCUGGUAUGCAGUACUCACACAAAUGUCUGUACUGAGACAGUGAGCUACAGGUAUUUUAUUUUGGUUGGUUUCUGUUAGUGAUUUGUAUCUAGACAUUUCUGUAUGGUUAAAUUUUAACUAAAUCUGUAUAAAGGGUUAAGUCCUUAAUGAGCGGGAAUAGUGUCUAUUAAAUGUCGUAAAAUCUCUUAAUCCUCACAAAGUACAGUCUUACGGGGGAGGGCGUUGGUUGUCAAAACAACCUUGCUCUUUGCCUGUGCACUGACUGCUCAGGCUACCUUGAUUGUCCUUUAUUGCAUAGGGUGGAACUACACUUUCCUGAUGUAGUACGCUAUGCUUACAGAGAACAGAGGUUUUUAAAGACAUUCAGAUAUCAUUCUAGCUCACAAAGGAUCUUCAUACAAUCAUUUACACACGCUUACAUGUGGCUGGUCCAUUUGUACAGGUCAAGUAAUGAUGGAUGAUGUAAGAGUAACCCAUACUGUACAUCCGUAAUGAACAAAUUAUAUUCAUUAAAUAUUCACUGUUGG
Molecule: messenger RNA, 5284 nt
Organism: Paramuricea clavata
Lineage: Eukaryota; Metazoa; Cnidaria; Anthozoa; Malacalcyonacea; Plexauridae
Source: the annotation of a GenBank genome assembly